Messenger RNA from Cajanus cajan (pigeon pea), 1578 nucleotides. RefSeq names its product S-adenosylmethionine synthetase family protein (gene MTO3). Gene Ontology annotation, biological process: S-adenosylmethionine biosynthetic process. Gene Ontology annotation, molecular function: ATP binding; methionine adenosyltransferase activity. Lineage: Eukaryota; Viridiplantae; Streptophyta; Magnoliopsida; Fabales; Fabaceae. The record is from RefSeq and is a predicted model, not a curated record.
AAUCUUGUUUCUUAGGGGCCUUUCCGUCAUCAAAUCUAACCCAUUUCCCCUAUAAAUCCCAACUCCAUGCUCACAUUUCAACUCGCAUCGCUUCAGACUUGCCCCACUCAACCACCACUCCUCCUUCAUACCUCUCUCUGCUCUUCCACCUUUUAAGUUUAAAGAUGGCAGAGACUUUCCUAUACACCUCCGAGUCUGUGAACGAGGGACACCCCGACAAGCUCUGCGACCAAAUCUCCGACGCUGUCCUCGACGCGUGUCUUGAACAGGACUCAGACAGCAAGGUCGCAUGUGAAACAUGCACCAAGACCAACCUUGUCAUGGUCUUCGGAGAGAUCACAACCAAGGCCAACGUUGACUACGAGAAGAUCGUGCGCGACACCUGCAGGAAAAUCGGCUUCGUCUCAGACGAUGUGGGACUCGACGCCGACAACUGCAAAGUCCUCGUGAACAUCGAGCAGCAGAGCCCCGACAUCGCUCAAGGCGUGCACGGCCACCUCACCAAACGCCCUGAGGAAAUCGGCGCCGGCGACCAGGGUCACAUGUUCGGCUACGCCACCGAUGAAACCCCGGAAUUGAUGCCACUGAGUCACGUCCUGGCGACCAAACUCGGUGCCAAACUCACCGAGGUUCGGAAGAAUGGGACAUGCCCUUGGCUGAGACCUGAUGGGAAGACCCAAGUGACUGUUGAGUAUUACAAUGACAAGGGUGCAAUGGUUCCUGUUCGUGUCCACACCGUGUUGAUUUCAACUCAACAUGAUGAGACUGUGACGAACGAUGAAAUUGCUUCUGAUCUGAAGGAGCACGUGAUCAAGCCUGUGAUCCCUGAGAAGUACCUUGAUGAGAAGACCAUCUUCCACUUGAACCCUUCUGGGCGUUUUGUGAUUGGUGGGCCCCACGGUGAUGCUGGUCUCACUGGGAGGAAGAUUAUUAUUGAUACCUAUGGUGGUUGGGGUGCUCAUGGUGGUGGUGCCUUCUCUGGGAAGGACCCUACCAAGGUUGAUAGGAGUGGGGCCUACAUUGUGAGGCAAGCUGCUAAGAGCAUUGUGGCCAGUGGACUUGCAAGGAGGUGCAUUGUGCAAGUUUCUUAUGCUAUUGGGGUGCCUGAGCCUUUGUCUGUGUUUGUUGAUACUUAUGGCACUGGGAAGAUUCCUGAUAAGGAGAUUCUCAGCAUUGUGAAGGAGAAUUUUGAUUUCAGGCCUGGGAUGAUUUCUAUCAACCUUGAUCUCAAGAGGGGUGGCAACAACAGGUUCUUGAAGACUGCUGCUUAUGGACACUUUGGCAGAGAGGACCCUGACUUCACUUGGGAAGUGGUCAAGACUCUCAAGUGGGAGAAGGCAUAAGAAAUUUGAGUUUUUUGAGCUUGCCCUUAUCUGUCUAAAUAUUCGAUCAACACUGUCCUCGUCUCUUGUUCUGUGUGUUUCUCACCCCCUCUUACUAUUUUGUUUCUUCUAUGUUCUUUUACAUUUGUAAUUUUUUAUUACAUGAUCGAGUAAAAUAACGUGGUCUCAGUUUGUAUGCAUAACACCAAUGCAUGCCUUGAUAUCAUAGUAUUCAAUUCAAAUGUUUUCAUUGCAA